This is a messenger RNA of Penicillium arizonense, 1338 nucleotides long. RefSeq lists its product as uncharacterized. The transcript has 4 exons. The coding region runs from base 1 to 1338 and encodes 445 amino acids. Gene Ontology annotation, molecular function: transmembrane transporter activity. Gene Ontology annotation, cellular component: membrane. The record is from RefSeq and is a predicted model, not a curated record. Gene Ontology annotation, biological process: transmembrane transport. NCBI's taxonomy places the organism in Eukaryota, Fungi, Ascomycota, Eurotiomycetes, Eurotiales, Aspergillaceae.
AUGCGCAUAGAGAAUCAUGACACAGAGAACGAAAACGCCCCGCUGUUGGAGCCCAGCUUCACUCCGUCACCUGUCCAGAAACCGCGCCUUGCGACCUUUCUCUUAUCCUUAUGUAUCUUCUUCUUGUCGGGAGGAAGUGCCAUGAUUCAAGUUCCAUUGACCCAGCUGAUGGAGGACAACUUGUGCGACCAAUAUUUGAGUGAAACCGGGCGGCAGGGCAUCUUCACUGACAGAGCAAUUUGCAAGGACGAUGGGAUUCAAUCCAAGCUUGCAUAUCUGAACGCUUUACUCGGAGUGAUAGAGUCCGUGACCAGUCUCAUUGUUGCAUUCCCAUACAGUGCGCUGGCUGAUAAGCUCGGUCGCAAACCGAUUAUCUAUCUAUCAACCGCGGGAUCCGUGCUUUACGUUGCUUGGGUUCUGGCUAUUCUGAAAUUCUCCAAUCACUUGCCGAUAGAAUACAUCCUCUUGGGCCCGCUUCUCACGGUUGUUGGCGGUGGAAGCACUGUUAUUAACGCCUGCAUAUAUUCCCUGGCUUCGGAUCUGGUACCUGGCACAGAUAUAACAAUAUCUUAUUUCGUGAUGGCCUUUGGAAAUUUGGCCGGGGCUUCGGUUGGCCCGGCGAUAUCUUCUAAACUGAUAGAGCAAUAUUCACCCUGGUUCCCUACGCUGACAGGCUCCUUGAUUGUUCCCGCCAGUAUGGGCUUGUUGAUUGUGCUCCCCGAGACGAUCACACCGAGAGACCAGUCUUCCGAGAGAGCAGCCUCAGAAUUGGGGAAGCUUUCACCUCGCACGCUCAAGAUAUUCUUUAACCAGUCCUGGGCCGAUCUCAAAACAUCAUGUCAGAGUAUUCGCUCCUUCUCAAUUGUUUUGAUUUUGAUCACCUAUCUCAGAGUAUAUCCCGAGAGUGUGGCUUAUGGACCAUUGCUCGUUCAAUAUGUGAGCAAGCGAUUUGACUGGACUUUCGCAGACGCUGGUUAUCUCCUCGCAGCUCGUGGGAUUGGCCAGAUGCUCAUUUUACUUGUCUUAUUACCUGGGAUAUCAAAGCUACUUUCAAAAUACUUGCGGCCAGCUGUCAAGGACCUGAUUCUUGGACGGGCCUCGGCUUGCUUGGUGAUUUUUGGGAGCCUUCUUACGGGAAACCCGCGCAUUGGCCUUGUAAUUUUCGGAUUAAUACUUCAAACAUCAGGCGCGGGCUUGAAUGCGAUAUGCCGAUCAAUAGCUAUGAGCUACAUGGGAGCACAGGAUAAGUCAAAGAUGAAUGCGAUGAUUGGGAUCUUUGAGACUUUCGGCUCGAUGUUUGCCGGGUCGACAUUGGCAUGGCUUUUUUCGCAGGUAUGA